Dentiscutata erythropus is the source of this 979-nucleotide messenger RNA. The record is from the annotation of a GenBank genome assembly. Lineage: Eukaryota; Fungi; Glomeromycota; Glomeromycetes; Diversisporales; Gigasporaceae.
UAAAUGCCUUAUUCACAAUCCUGAAAAACGAAAGUAGACACAGUGUAACUACCUCAGAUAAAAACAUAAAUAUUGUAAUCACCAAUCAACUCUCUAAAGGAAUGGAGAAAGAAACAAUUGGAGAUAUGGUGCAACAGAUUUUACGAGAUAGACUUAGCAUUAGAGAUAUAAUUGAGGUUACAAAAUUUCCAGAUAUUACAGAAAAUGCCAACAAAAUCCAGAGUGUCAAUCAAAAAAAAGCUGAAGCUAAACGUAUCGAUUAUCCAGAUGAAUUUAUAUUAGAAUCAGUCAAAGAAAGAUUAGAUGUGUAUAAUAUUAAAACUUUAUCUGAUUGUCAGGCUCUUGCUGAUGUUAUGGUAAUGCUUUGUAUUCGUUCUGCUGAACUUAAAACUUUAUGCAUUGCAGAUGCUGGAGUGACGGGAUAUGCGAAGAAUCGAGGUCAGCCAGAUAUUCACAGAAAAUUUAGAUCGAUGGAAAAGAAUCAAGAACAAGCCAAAGAACUACUCACUUGGAUUCAGUAUAAGCCAGGAGUUAAAUGGUUCAAUAAAUUCUUAAAAGAUUAUGAUUUAAUUCCUAAAUAUUUACGUAAAUUAGGAGCAGUUUAUGGUGCAGUAGCAUAUGAGGCUAAGAAUAUGGCCCACGCUUAUACAAUUGCUGGAGAAUAUCUACGUCAUUCAUCUGAUAAUCAUACUUCUCCUGUGCAAAAUUACGUUGUAGUCAAUUAUAGAAAAAGAGGAGAUUCAGAGCCAGACCCAGAUUCAAAUUCAGAUAAUGACUUAGAUGCGGUAUCGUUAAAAAUUGUAUUUUUUCUUUUAGCCUCAGAAAAAGGAAAAAUCUCAGUAAAAGCGUUAAUUGAUACAACAUCUAAAUAUAAUACUAUUAGCAAACACUUAUUCAAUAAGCUUGAAUCUGAUUACAGAUUAGAAGAUAUAGUUGGUGAUGAUCUGAUAGGCGAAGAAAUAAAAGGCUUAGAUUUACA